CAGAGGACUGAAGUGGUGAAAGAAAUGCUACUGGGUGAUGGGUUUUAGCAGCCCUAAAGGGAUUUCUUUCUUCCAUGGAGGCGGAGGCGCCAGGCUUGCCGCUAGGAUCCACUACCACCGUUCGCUACAGCCAGCAUUUCGAAAAGGCAAGCGAUUUGAAGCUACUAGAGGUUGAUGAAAGCGUCGUGCAAGAGCUUCUUCAAUCCAGGUACACAGAUCUUUCUCUCUGUUUUCUUCGUCGCUGGAAGUUCACUCUAUCUUUCUCUGUUCUUGCCCUUGGUUUUUACAGGCUGAGCAUAAAAGGAGGUGUGGAGGAGGAGGCGGUUCUUUGCACUUCCAGGACGACAUACGCUCUAAAGUUCGUCUCGACUUCCAACACAAUGCUGCUGGUUCCUCCAGGAGAAGCUGGCGAUGGUGGAAGUGGCGGCGCUCUUGACGUGAUUGCCACGGCGGGAGGACAUAUGGAGCUUGUGGAGAUAGCUCCCAGAAUAGAUCAACUCAAGGUACUCGUCGGUUCUAGGCCUUACACGGAAGACAGCGAGAACGAGACCGUAGAUGGUCUUUACUCGUGGGAAGAUUUGCUGGACAGCGUCCAGGCAAGCGAAGAGCAGCUCAAGGAUGGGCUUAGAGCUCUUGCUGCAGCGGAAAUAGGUGGUUUUUGGAGGACUGUGGAUCCGAAGUACACGAAGGGACUGCUAGAGAUGAUCCUGGUGACUGCCAUCCAACAGGACUGGAGUUUGAGCUUGCUGCCGCUGGAAGAAUUGGUGGCUGUGCUCGAGGGCGAUGGAUACCCGGCUCAGCUAGUCCGGCACUGCGUAGCAACUUUUGGUGUGGAGGAGCCAUCGUCCUCUUCGUGGAAGCUGGACGAGAAACGGAUCUGUUUGCACUACGCGAGGGAGCUCUUGUCGAGCACAGGGAGAUGGAAGACGAACGAGUUCCUUGAAGCGUGGCAAAGAGCACUGCCGCCGGGAAUGAAAGAAGAGCUGGAAAUGCUCCGGGGUGAGGCGCUGGUUACCAGGCUUGGGUCCGACUCGUGGCUGCACCGCUUUAGCUCGUCCUCUCUGCCUACGCAACCGGAUGCUCGAUUUGCAGCCUUGUUCAAGGAAAGAUCGAAGUGGGAGUGGAACGAUCUCGAGCCUUACUUGAGGGACGUGAGGAUCCCAGGACAAACUGUGGAGUCGAUGCUGCUGAAGUAUACAAGGAAGAUACAGCCCUCUGCCGAUGCUCGACCCAUCUACACUCCACGAUAGACCAUGAGUUCAUCGCAAAACUUCG
Molecule: messenger RNA, 1275 nt
Organism: Selaginella moellendorffii
Lineage: Eukaryota; Viridiplantae; Streptophyta; Lycopodiopsida; Selaginellales; Selaginellaceae
Product: sister chromatid cohesion protein DCC1-like
Exons: 2
Coding region: 75-1250 (391 amino acids)
Biological process (GO): maintenance of mitotic sister chromatid cohesion; mitotic sister chromatid cohesion
Cellular component (GO): chromatin; chromosome, centromeric region; Ctf18 RFC-like complex
Source: RefSeq, a predicted model, not a curated record